UAAUAAGACAGUUAACGGACAAUAUAUGAUGACAAGCGGUUGCACGACGACGAAGAAUAAAUCAUACUGGAGCUGUCGGCGGCUGAGAGAAGUGUCUUCUGGUUGUCUGUCACCUCGUCUCCAGGUGCGUAAAUCAGCAGUAUGGUCACGGCACAGUCGGCGUUGCUGCUCGCGGUGCAUAUCUUGCUGAUCUCCGAGUUCAUCCUGGCCAAGAGGGACUUCUACGACAUACUGGGGGUGCCCAAAGAUGCCACGGACCGCCUGAUCAAAAAGGCUUUCCACAAGCUGGCCCUGAAGUACCACCCUGACCGAAACAAGGGCCCCGACGCUGAGGCCAAGUUCAGGGAGAUGGCAGAGGCAUACGAGACUCUAUCGGAUGAUAAGAGGAGGCGAGAGUAUGACCAGUUUGGCCACGGCCCGUCGCCAGGAGGAGGAGGAGGAGGAGGAGGUGGAGGAGGAGGAGGAGGAGGAGGAGGAGGCGGCGGCGGCGGCGGCAACUACAACUUCAACCAGCACUACCAGUCCUUCAACUUUGAUGACAUUUUUAAAGACGCUGACACUUUCGGUCAACAACAGCGACACCACUUUCACACCCAAAAUCAAGCCAACCAAAACAGACACUUUGACAGCCACUUCCAGGCCCACAGAGAGGCUAUGGACAGACAGAAGAGACCGUUUCAGCAGGGGGACUUCGGUGGGGGACUCUUUAAUGACAUGUUUGAGGACUUGGAGAAGAUGUUCUCCUUUAACGCGCACGGCUCCAGGCCUGACGGCAGAUUCCAUGGCUCGGGGAAGCAGCACUGCAGGACAGUGACCCAGCGGAGGGGCAACAUGGUGACCACCUUCACUGACUGCUCCUGAGAAUGGGCAGUAAACGGUGCUCUCCAGAGCACGGCCACCUGGGACACUGCAGGGUUUGUAAGUUGUGGUUUUGGAAUUGAAUGCUAAUUUAUCACUCGGAGGAAUAGAGAAUGGUGUUGCGUGGCUUUUGUAAUUUUCUCGUAUGUACUUUCCUCAGAACAAAUAUCCAAGCUGACCUGAUAAAUGGGCUGCUUCCAAGCAAUAACUCACUCACUUACUUUAUUGCUCAUAGCACAGUGCAUUAUUUAGUUUUCCAGGUUCAUUUUGUUUACUCGUGAUGGUACAAUCUAUAGACUCGGGUAUGGCCUUAGGUUAAAAGAUUAUGUGAUUUUCUUCUGAGUGCAAUACGAUUCAUCAACGCACCACAGAGGCAUUCGUUCUACAGCUAAUUGAGCCAUAUUAUUAUUAUUAUUAUUAUCAUUAUUAUUAAUGAACCUUUUGAUAAUGUAAAACCAGGCUCAUCCAAGCAUAGUGUACCCAUAACUUGCAUUUUCUCAUGGUUUUUAAUAAUUAGCUUAGGGAUUCCAAGAACAUACAGUAAAUUUAAAAAAUGUCAAUUUAUAGCACGUGCAUCAAAUGCAUGUGGAAAAUGAGCUUCACAUCCUGAGAUGUGUGUAAAUUGGCCAUUAUCAACCUUUACCUCGUUUUAGUUUCUUCCUACAGAGUUGUAUCUACCUUCCCUCAAUCGGGGUAGGAAAUGAACAUCAGUCCCAUGACGAAUGCUGGUGAACUUGAUUGUGUACUCUCUCGCAGCUGUUUUGUAACCAGUUGUUUUGAUGGUUACAAAAGCAAUCUACCAGUGAAGCUGAAUGGUCUGAGAAGUUUCCUGAACUGAUCACAAUGUGCAAUAUUUAGCACCUUUGCUCUUCAUGUUGCCUAUCUUUCAUAGACGGUGCUUUGUAAAUGUCAUUGUCUUAUGUUCGCACUUUGUGCGCGUGCGUGCGUGCGUGCGUGUGUGUGUGUGUGUGUGUGUGUGUGUGUGUGUGUGUGUGUG
Molecule: messenger RNA, 1855 nt
Organism: Cyclopterus lumpus (lumpfish)
Lineage: Eukaryota; Metazoa; Chordata; Actinopteri; Perciformes; Cyclopteridae
Product: dnaJ homolog subfamily B member 9-like
Exons: 4
Coding region: 142-861 (239 amino acids)
Cellular component (GO): endoplasmic reticulum
Molecular function (GO): protein-folding chaperone binding; misfolded protein binding
Source: RefSeq, a predicted model, not a curated record